Messenger RNA from Homalodisca vitripennis (glassy-winged sharpshooter), 2234 nucleotides. RefSeq names its product inter-alpha-trypsin inhibitor heavy chain H4-like. The coding region runs from base 120 to 2201 and encodes 693 amino acids. The record is from RefSeq and is a predicted model, not a curated record. NCBI's taxonomy places the organism in Eukaryota, Metazoa, Arthropoda, Insecta, Hemiptera, Cicadellidae. The transcript has 15 exons.
CUCACGUCACCCGUUCACCACCGCGGCCCGUCCAAGCAGGCGCCUUACCCACACCGUCGCCAUUACUGUUUAACUCGUGUUGUGCACGUGCUGUUUUUGCUUCAUACAUCAAUAUAAACAUGGUGUGGUUGGCAGCAAUGGUGCUGGCGGUCGCAGUCAGUCUGGGAAACCACGGAUAUGCACAGGAGACCCAGGGGCCGAUUAUUCGUGCCUUCCACGUCUUAUCAGACAUAAAAUACCACUACGCCAUCACGCGUGUCUUCUGUCGUGUUGUGAAUCCUUCAGCCCAGUCUGACGAGGCGUUCUUCAUAGUCACCCUUCCCGACUCAGCCUUCAUCUCAGACUUCGUAAUGGAGGAAAACGGGAAAGUGUACAAAGGCCAUAUGAAAAGGAAACGUAAAUAUGAUAGAGCCGUGAAAGCUGGACAGUCAGCAGGACGAGUGGCUCUAGAUGCGAGAGAUUCCAACCAAUUCAUGAUUUCUGUGAACAUUGCAGCGCAAGGAAAAGCGACUUUCAAUUUGACUUACGAACAACUUCUGACCAGAAAAUUGGGGGUUUAUACUAAUACGAUCAGUGUCAGCCCAAAACAGAUUGUCGAUGAGAUGUCUGUCAGAGUACACAUCGAUGAACCAUCGGCCAUUUCUCACUUGGAGGUAUCUGAGUUGCAGGUUCCUGGGACGUCCGGUUCUGGAAAUAGGAGUCGAGUUGCAUUUGGAAAAAUCCAGGACAUCAGUGCUUGGGAGAAGGAGGUGAGCUGGGCACCGACUCCAGACCAGCAGAGAGGGCAGGGCACUGAGGGGUUCCGUGGGCAGUUGGUCGUCAAGUAUGAAAUCGACCGAGAGUCUACGCCAUUGCAAACAUUUAGUGAUCAAGAAUAUUUUAUAAACUUUUUCGCCCCAGACACUUUGACACAACUAAAUAAGUACAUUGUGUUCAUAUUGGACUACAGUGGCUCUAUGCUUCCCAAGAAAACAGAACAGCUCAAAGAUGCUAUGAUUCAAAUUAUUUCAGAACUCCAACCCACGGAUUACUUCAGUAUUGUUAUAUUUAACUCCGAUGUAAAGGUUUGGUCGCCAAAGGAUGGGGUAUUCAUGGCGGACGAAUUAAACUCAAAGGUUAAUCAGGGCGAAGUUGGAUAUAUUGUUGAAUCCUCAUUUGAAAACAUAGCAAAUGCUCAACAAUUCCUGCGCGACUUCUCGGAUUCAGGAGGCACGAAUAUAAUUAGAGGACUACGAACGGGAUUGGAGCUUAUGAAUAUCGGCUCCGAUUACUGGGUCCGUAACGGAACAAUACCGCCUGUGCCCAUCAUAGUUUUUCUAACCGAUGGUCAGCCUACCGAUGAGGAGACCGACCACGACGUCAUUGUCAGUAAAGUUACAGCUGAAAACCAUCACAGAAGUUCCAUUCACGCCCUAGGCUUUGGCUAUGAUGCUGAAAUGGAGUUUCUACGUAAACUGGCACGAUUCAACAAUGGCACUGCCCAGGCCAUAUACGAAGCUUCAGACGCUGCUUCGCAACUGAGAGACUUUUAUAAGAGCAUUGGAUCGCCCCUUGUUACUGACAUAAAUUUCAACUUCUCACCUGAACGGGUUGACAGUUCUACAAAUACCAUAACGAGAUUCCCCAUGUUUACCAAAGGAUCAGAAAUUGUUGUUUGCGGCAAGAUAAGAAAAGGCAAAGUAAAAAGAAGUGACAAACUUGGCGAAGUGAAUGGUAUUUCAGCUCGUGGAGUAAUUAAUUAUCCAAUAAUCUACAAUCCAAAAGGCAACAGAAUCCGUCGUUCUAUUGAAUCAGAACCUGAGAGUUAUUUUGAGAAGGCAUGGGCUCACGUAACUAUUCAUCAGUUAUUGGAUGAAGCCGACACACUUGAUGGAGAUGAGAAAAAUCAAACCUUAGAUAAAGCCAGUGAGUUAUCAUUGAAGUACUCUCUUGCUACUCCCGUUACAUCUGUGGUUGUGGCCAAACCUGAUGAACAAGAAGAAGUUGUCGUAGACACGGUUCCAGUCAAAGCUGGAGAUUGGUCUUACUCAGAUGGCGUUGGAAUUGACCUGGUAGUAAAUCAGCCUUCUAUUAGUGUAAAUUACACUCAGCCUCAGCCCAACUCAGGAAGAACAUCUGCACCUCCCGGACUUAAUCUUGAGUGCACAAUUAUUUUAAGCUUAUUUGUAUAUGUAAUUAAAACAGUUUUAUUGUUUGAAUAAAUUAGGUGGUCACUCUUUUGAUUAACAAAGCCA